Molecule: messenger RNA, 954 nt
Organism: Cladocopium goreaui
Lineage: Eukaryota; Dinophyceae; Suessiales; Symbiodiniaceae
Source: the annotation of a GenBank genome assembly
AUGCUUCAAUCUGUGAAUCGUAGCAACGUCCGGCGGUGGAUCCCAGAUGCACCGGAGGAGCUCUUUCGCAUUCCCUAUGAAGCCGCUGAAUCUGAUGCCAUUCGCACUCCGACUGAUCUGGGGGUCGGCACUGGUCGGCCGUGCUUCCUGCGUGCUGUUUCGGGCUGGAAGUGUGCCAUGUUGAUCAACACGCUAACCAUCCACAGAUAUGCCUUGAUUUAUCACAAUGGCGGCAUCUACAUGGACACGGACUUCUUAGCCAUCGACAUGUCCUCAAUCAUUGAUCGGAUUCCGGAUCAUGACAUCAUCGGCUACACCGCGGAGUACCAAAGCUUUCACAAGGGCCAGUUCCUUGACGACUUCUGUGAGCGGUUUAGUUCCAACUUCCUCGCUGGGAAGAAGGGCAGCAAGGUGAUGGGAGCGAUUUGGAAGGCUCAGAAAGAGCCACUGGGACGGACGCGGAUCGGAGAGGCGUAUGCAGAAGCAUUGCGCCACUUAUGCUACGACGAUCCGACGCGGCUCUGCUCGGUGCGCUGGGCUGGGCUGGGCGAAGGCAUCUCGCACCCCGCGGUGAAGCAGUUGAUUCACAGCAAUGUCUCCUUCAAGAGCUAUAUGUUUUCGGGUGACGAAAGCUUUGUUCCGGAUGGAUUGGUGGAAGUUCUCAAAAAGAAGAUGAGCACCACUGACGCCCUGAACUACUGGAAGCGGCGUAAGGUCCAAAAGCCGCUGUCCAGAAAGUUGUAUCAUUUGUUCAACUCUCAAGGCUUUGCUGAUGGAUAUUCCUGUGUGGAUUUGACCAACGACACCAGCUCUGUGGCGGGUGAGCUCUACAAGCGCAGCAAGGUGCAACGGCGUGUGGCGCCGCACGGACGUCACAGCAAGAAAUGUGCGAACGAUGGCAGCCUCUGUAAAUGCUCUGGAAUGGUCUUCUAUGGUCGACGAUGCCUGGUGUGA